AGACCUCUGGAUUAGCAAUAAAAACGAGGCUGUAUUCCGAGGGAUGCAGACGUGGAGGAUGCUAAAAAGUGGCCCCGCUCAAGCGGAAGGAGAAGGGGGAACUACGGAUGGAGCGCUACAGUGUAUAACUAAGGAGCAGGUGGAAGACAUGGCCCCUGGACAUGGACAGGAGCAUGGUCAUGGACAUGGUCAUGGUCAUAGUAAAUUGGAGCUUCCAGAUUACAGACAAUGGAAAAUAGAAGGGACACCAUUAGAAGCUGUCCAGAAGAAGCUGGCUGCACGGGGGCUAAGGGACCCAUGGGCCCGCAAUGAAGCUUGGCGAUACAUGGGUGGCUUUGCAGAAAAUGUUUCCUUCCUGGGUGUAAUAUUUAAAGGAUUCAAAUGGGGAUUUGCUGCAUUUGUGGUAGCACUAGGGGCUGAAUAUAUCCUGGAAUCCCAGAGCAAGAAUAAGAAGCAUCACUGAAGAGAAUAUCUUUAAAUAUCUUGUCACUUCCAAACUCUGUCACAAAAACAAGAUUUCUUCGCUGUAGCCUGCUUGUUUGUAUGUUUGUCCCUGAGAAAAUACUAGUAUGGUUUAAUAAAGUAAGGAGAACAUUUUUUUUGUU
Molecule: messenger RNA, 605 nt
Organism: Nannospalax galili (Upper Galilee mountains blind mole rat)
Lineage: Eukaryota; Metazoa; Chordata; Mammalia; Rodentia; Spalacidae
Gene: Ndufb3
Product: NADH:ubiquinone oxidoreductase subunit B3
Exons: 3
Coding region: 44-463 (139 amino acids)
Biological process (GO): electron transport chain; mitochondrial respiratory chain complex I assembly
Cellular component (GO): mitochondrion
Source: RefSeq, a predicted model, not a curated record